GAAGAUGCUGGCCUACUGCGUGCAAGAUGCCACGGUGGUGGACGUGGAGAAGCGGAGGAACCCCUCCAAGCACUACGUGUACAUCAUCAAUGUGACCUGGUCCGACUCCACGUCCCAGACCAUCUACCGGAGGUACAGCAAGUUCUUUGACCUGCAGAUGCAGCUUUUGGAUAAGUUUCCCAUUGAAGGUGGCCAGAAGGACCCCAAGCAGAGAAUCAUCCCCUUCCUUCCAGGCAAAAUCCUCUUCCGGAGAAGCCACAUCCGGGAUGUAGCUGUGAAGAGGCUGAAGCCCAUUGAUGAGUAUUGCCGGGCACUUGUCCGGCUCCCCCCGCACAUUUCACAGUGUGAUGAAGUCUUUCGGUUCUUUGAGGCCCGACCGGAGGAUGUCAACCCCCCGAAAGAGGACUAUGGCAGUUCCAAGAGGAAAUCAGGUGCCGACACCAACGCCGAGCCCAUGAUCCUGGAACAGUACGUGGUGGUGUCCAACUAUAAGAAGCAGGAGAACUCGGAGCUGAGCCUCCAGGCCGGGGAGGUGGUGGAUGUCAUCGAGAAGAACGAGAGCGGCUGGUGGUUUGUGAGCACCUCUGAGGAGCAGGGCUGGGUCCCUGCCACCUACCUGGAGGCCCAGAAUGGUACUCGGGAUGACUCAGACAUCAACACCUCCAAGACUGGGGAAGUAUCCAAGAGACGCAAGGCCCAUCUGCGGCGUCUGGAUCGCCGGUGGACCCUGGGCGGGAUGGUCAACAGGCAGCACAGCCGAGAGGAGAAGUACGUCACUGUGCAGCCUUACACCAGCCAAAGCAAGGACGAGAUUGGCUUUGAGAAGGGCGUCACUGUGGAAGUGAUCCGGAAGAAUUUGGAGGGCUGGUGGUACAUCAGGUACCUGGGCAAAGAGGGCUGGGCGCCAGCCUCUUACCUGAAGAAAGCCAAGGACGACCUGCCAGCCCGCAAGAAGAAUCUGGCAGGCCCAGUGGAGAUCAUUGGGAACAUCAUGGAGAUCAGCAACCUGCUGAACAAGAAGGCGUCAGGGGAUAAGGAGACUCUGCCGGCCGAAGGCGAGGGCCCUGAGGCCCCCGUCACCAAGAAGGAGAUCAGCCUGCCCAUCCUCUGCAAUGCCUCCAGUGGCAGUGGCCUGAGCAUCCCUGAGCGGAAUGUCUCCAAGCUGGCCCAGGGCUCACCAGCUGUGGCCAGGAUUGCCCCACAGAGGGCCCAGAUCAGCUCCCCGAACCUAAGGACAAGGCCUCCACCUCGCAGAGAAUCAAGCCUGGGGUUCCAGCUGCCCAAGCCGCCAGAGCCCCCUUCUGUUGAGGUGGAGUAUUACACCAUUGCCGAAUUCCAGUCGUGCAUCUCUGAUGGAAUCAGCUUUCGGGGUGGACAGAAGGCGGAGGUCAUCGAUAAGAACUCGGGCGGUUGGUGGUACGUGCAGAUUGGUGAGAAGGAGGGCUGGGCCCCUGCGUCAUACAUCGAUAAGCGCAAGAAGCCCAACCUGAGCCGCCGGACGAGCACGCUGACCCGGCCCAAGGUACCCCCACCAGCACCCCCCAGCAAGCCCAAGGAGGCCGAGGAGGGUCCGAUGGGCUCUGCCGAGAGCCAGGACUCCCCGCUGAAGCUGAAGUACGAGGAGCCGGAGUAUGACAUCCCUGCCUUUGGCUUCGACUCAGAGCCCGAGCUGAGCGAGGAGCCCACGGAGGACAGCGGCUCGGGAGACAGGCGGCCCCCCCAGGCCCACAGGCCCUCCCCUGCCUCCUCGCUGCAGCGGGCCCGCUUCCGGGUGGGCGGCUCUUCAGAGGACGUGGCCGUGGAGGAGGAGACCAUCUAUGAGAAUGAGGGCUUCCGGCCGUGUGCGGAGGACGCCCUGUCAGCCAGACGCUCCUCCCGGGACAGCGACUCCCCUGGGGGCUCCCCUCUAUCCCUGGCCAGGAAAAACUCCCCCAAGUCGGGCUCCCCCAAAUCGUCAUCCCUCCUGAAGCUCAAGGUGGAGAAGAACGCCCAGGCGGAACUGGGGAAAAACCAUUCCUCGGCCUCCUUUUCCUCGUCCAUCACCAUCAAUACCACCUGCUCUUCCUCCUCCUCUUCCUCCUCCUUGUCCAAGAACAGCGGUGACCUGAAGCCCCGCUCUGCCUCGGACGCAGGCAUCCGUGGCCCCCCCGCAGUCGGGCCGAAGAGGGAUGCCGACCUGAAGGCGGGGCUGAGCUCGUGUGCCCGGGCCAAGCCGUCGGUCCGGCCCAAGCCGUUCCUGAGCCGGGCAGAGUCCCAGAGUCAAGAGAAGAUGGACAUCAGCACUUUACGGCGCCAGCUGAGACCCACGGGCCAGCUCCGGGGCGGUCUCAGGGGCUCAAAGAGCGAGGAUUCGGAGCUGCCCCCCGCCACGGCCUUCGAAGGUCCCAGUGAGGGGUCCAGAAGAGGCUCUGCUGACCUCAUAACCCCCCCAGCCGCCACACCCCCAUGUCCCGCCAAGAAGGGACGCGAAGGGCAGGCCACCUCCUACACGACAUGUAGCGCCUACCAGAAGGUCCAGGACUCAGAGAUCAGCUUCCCCGCAGGCGCGGAGGUCCAAGUGCUCGAGAAGCUAGAAAGUGGCUGGUGGUACGUGAGGUUUGGGGAGCUAGAGGGCUGGGCCCCUUCCCACUAUCUGGUGCUCGGCGAGAACGAGCAACCCGACUCCUCUGGCAAAGAGCCAGACACAGUAAGCCCCAAAAGCAAGCAGAACGAGGGCAAGUCCGACAGCCUGGAGAAGAUCGAGAAGCGGGUCCAAGCACUGAACACCGUCAACCAGAGCAAGCGGGCCACGCCGCCCAUCCCCUCCAAGCCCCCCGGGGGCUUCAGCAAGACCGCGGCUGCCGGCGCCGUGAAGAUGAGGAACGGUGUGCGGCAGGUGGCGGUGAGGCCCCAGUCGGUGUUCGUGUCCCCGCCGCCCAAGGACAACAACCUGUCCUGUGCCCUGCGGAGGAACGAGUCGCUCACGGCCACCGACGGGCUCCGAGGCGUCCGCCGGAACUCCUCCUUCAGCAGCGCGCGCUCGGCUGCCGCCGAGGCCAAGAGCCGCCUGGCCGAACGGGCUGCCAGCCAGGGCUCGGACACGCCUCUGCUGCCCGCCCAGCGCAACGGCAUCCCCGUGUCCCCCGUGCGCCCCAAGCCCAUUGAGAAGUCCCAGUUCAUCCACAACAACCUCAAAGAUGUGUAUGUCUCCAUCGCGGACUAUGAGGGGGACGAGGAGACGGCAGGCUUCCAGGAGGGCGUGUCCAUGGAGGUCCUGGAGAGGAACCCCAACGGCUGGUGGUACUGCCAGAUCCUGGACGGGGCGAAGCCCUUCAAAGGCUGGGUGCCCUCCAACUACCUGGAGAAAAAGAACUAACGGGAGGCUGUGGGUCCUUCCGGCCUGGGUGUGGAGGAGUGGUGAG
This is a messenger RNA of Callorhinus ursinus (northern fur seal), 3401 nucleotides long. RefSeq names its product SH3 and PX domains 2A (gene SH3PXD2A). The record is from RefSeq and is a predicted model, not a curated record. Gene Ontology annotation, molecular function: superoxide-generating NADPH oxidase activator activity; phosphatidylinositol binding; protein binding. Lineage: Eukaryota; Metazoa; Chordata; Mammalia; Carnivora; Otariidae. Gene Ontology annotation, biological process: superoxide anion generation. Gene Ontology annotation, cellular component: cytoplasm.